GUGGGGUGCACCCGUCCCUUUUGCUCGCAAGCGGAUGGAACUCUCUGUCUCUGCAUCGACUAUCGCGGUCUCAACCGCUACACGAUUAAGAACAGCUACCCCAUGCCUCGUUCCGAUGAGCUGUUCGACCGCCUAGCAGGCAACCGCUUCUUUAUGAAGAUUGAUCUUCCUAGCGGUUACCAUCAUAUCCGCGUCGCUGCAGCUGACCAGCCGAAGACCGCGUUCCGAUUGCGAUUCGGCCACUACGAGUUCACGGUGAUGCCAUUCGGCCUCACUAAUGCUCCCGCUACCUUUCAGAGGGCGAUGAACGACAUCUUCAGGGACAUCCUGGAGCAGUACAUUCUCAUCUACCCCGACGAUAUCCUAGUCUACAGUCGUACCCUUGAGGAGCACCUCAGACAUCUCCGCGACGUCCUUGACCGUUUGCGCAGACAUGGCUUCUACGCCAAGCUGAGCAAGUGCCGUUUUGCCCAGCACAAAGUGGAUUUCUUAGGACACUACGUGUCUGACCAGGGUCUCCACAUGGACGACGCGAAAAUCACUGCUAUUGCGGAGUGGCCCGCUCCCAGAUCCGCCAAGCAGCUUCGCAGCUUCCUAGGCCUGACCAGCUACUACAGUAACUUCAUCCGGCGAUACGCUAGGUAUUCCUACGUCCUUACCUCCACCCUCCUCCGGAAGAACCCACCCUGGGCUUGGACACCCCUCCACGAGGACGCCUUCUGCGCCCUCAAGAAGGCGGUGACAUGUGCACCAGUUCUUCACCUACCCGAUUUUGACCGCCCUUUUAUCCUUACCACCGAUGCGUCAGACUUCGUUGUAGGAGCAGUGCUUUCUCAGGUCUUCCCCUCCUCUCCUGAUUCCUCUCAUCCUCGUAUCCCUCGCUUCCCACCACCUACCCCUACCACUGCUUCCCCACUGACGCCUACUCGUUCAGCUAAUGACGAGCCUUUUAUUGACUAUUCUCCUAUUAUCGCCGAGGACGGCAUUGUCAAGUCUCGCUUUGGUGAUUGUCCGAUAGCCUUCUACUCUCGUCAGCUCCUGCCCGCCGAGAUAAACUACACUGCUGAUGAACGUGAGGUUCUCGCAGUAGUUUAUAUCGCUCGGCACUGGCGUCACUACCUGCACGGGGCACCAUUCACGGUGCGCACGGACAACUCUGUUGUCCAGGCUUUUCAGACAAAACCGAAGCUCACUCCUCGACAGGUUCGCUGGUGGCGCGACCUAUCGGAGUUUAGUUUCACCACUGACCACAUUAAGAGUGAGACUAAUCGGGUCGCAGAUGCCCUAUCCCGGCGCCCUGACCACGACCAGGAGCACAUCCAGCUCUCUUCCUUCUCGGUCACCACCGUCCACCACUCGGUGAUCGACGAGUUUCGCACUCAGUACCGCCACUGCCCCGACUAUCGCGACAUCCACGCGACCCUUCGGAGUGGCAAGACCGUCCCGAACUACUCUCUCGGGGACAACGGUCUUGUGUACUGGCACGGUUCACAGGGCACCAGAGAGCCCCGUAUUUGCGUUCCCUCCACUGGACAACUACGAGUCCGAGCAGUAGCAGAGUUCCAUGACCAGGCAGUUGCCGGUCAUAUGGGCUUCCACAAGACGUUGGCUCGUAUGAGCCGCCUGUACGUCUGGCCGAAGCACAAGGACUUUCUGAAGGACUACGUCGCAGAGUGUCCCACCUGUCAGGAUGUGAAUAGUGCGAACCACCUGCCUUAUGGUUUGCCCCAGCCUCUUCCUAUCCCUGAGGGUUGUUGGCAGUCCAUCUCGAUGGACUUUAUCGGUCCCCUUCGUCCUCCGACCCCUCACGGUCAUGAUGCUAUCCUGGUCGUCGUCGACCGCUUCACGAAGCGUGCACGCUUUGUUCCGUGCCGCUAUGCCAUCAGUGCACGUGAGGUCGCUGACAUCGUGUUUGACCGAGUCGUGCGUGACCACGGCUUACCUCUGAGCAUCAUAUCGGACCGUGACCCACGCUUUACCAGCAGAUUCUGGCGACGGCUCCACGAGGUGUACGGCACUCAGCUCCGCUUCUCCUCGUCUUACCAUCCUCACACUGAUGGUCAAACCGAGAUCAAGAACAGGACUCUCAGAGAUAUUCUCCGAAAGAUUGUUCGUGACGACCAGCAGUGGGAUCUCCAUCUUGCCCACGUGGAGAUAGCCUACAACCACGCCGUCUUGCCAGCCACGGGGAUGUCGCCUUACUAUUGCGACCUCGGCUAUCACCCGCGUGUUCCCGCGGGCUUCCUUCGACCGUCCCAGAUGCACCCUGACACGUGUUUUUUCCACGCUAGAUGAUUGGGUGCACACAUGACGUCGAUUAUGAAGACCGCACAUGAACACAUAGCCGCUUCCCAG
Molecule: messenger RNA, 2355 nt
Organism: Chara braunii
Lineage: Eukaryota; Viridiplantae; Streptophyta; Charophyceae; Charales; Characeae
Source: the annotation of a GenBank genome assembly